CCCCAUAAUUAGCCAGCGUGAGAGAAAUCGCAUUCCGUGCAGCAACAGCCUAUAAAAUGUCUUCGCGAUUUCAUGCUUGCUGUCGUGCCACUUGCAGGUAUUAGUAAUGGCAUUUAUUCCAGUAGGACGCAUGGUCGAGGCUCGUCCUUCUGUGUAUACCCCUUUCAUGUGCCUGUUCCCGUCAGUCUUGCUCGGAUACCUCAGGACGAGAACCCGACGUCAGGGCGGUUGCCCUAGCUGUCCUGCUGGAGAAAUGCGCUUCAACUCUGGCCACAAGCUGGAACCAACGGCAUUGGACCAACACCAAACGACCUCGUUUGUUCUGUAGGAUUACUUCUCCCACGCCAGGACAGUUCCUAGAUCAGAGGCAUGCCACUGACGAUCCCGAUUUUCAUCAUCGUCCGUCACACCCACUUAGCUAGAGCAGCCUGGACUGAGAGUAUCAAUAAUUGAUUUUUGUCUUUGGGGUUGAUUGGGCGUUUUUUGGAUUGGCAUACUCUC
This is a messenger RNA of Fomitiporia mediterranea MF3/22, 501 nucleotides long. RefSeq lists its product as uncharacterized. The record is from RefSeq and is a predicted model, not a curated record. The transcript has a single exon. Lineage: Eukaryota; Fungi; Basidiomycota; Agaricomycetes; Hymenochaetales; Hymenochaetaceae. The coding region runs from base 107 to 328 and encodes 73 amino acids.